This is a messenger RNA of Thlaspi arvense, 507 nucleotides long. The record is from the annotation of a GenBank genome assembly. NCBI's taxonomy places the organism in Eukaryota, Viridiplantae, Streptophyta, Magnoliopsida, Brassicales, Brassicaceae.
AUGGCAGAGGCCAAGACAGGUGUCUUCUGGGACAUGGAGGAUUGCCCAAUCCCUGAAGGUCUGGAUCCUGGUUCGGUUUACCGGAAUAUCAAAUCAGCUCUCGCAAACAAUGGUUAUGGUGGCGAGGUGACAAUCUGUGCUUUCGGUGACAAGAAUCAGAUCCCUGGUUACUUCGAAUCGGCCGGAAUCGAGCUCGUACGCGCAGGAGAUAAACGUGCGAGGCUUCUAGGAAUGAUGAAUGACUUUUUUAGCUGGGUAAGGCAAAACCGUGGAGCUGGAUCGUCAAAUCUGAUGGUAAUCUCACAUGACACCUCGGAAUUCGCCUCUUGUCUCGAUGGUUUGGCAGAGAUUGGUCAGAGAAUUCUACUAGCACAGCCUCGAAUGACACCAAGAAGAUGUCGCAAGUGCAGAGUUAACACCGCAAGUGCAGAGUGGCUUUGGGAAACCCUAGCUGCUGGAGGAGAUCCCAUUGUCAUCCCCAAAGACCCUUCUCACGACCAUCAUUAA